Molecule: messenger RNA, 1121 nt
Organism: Sesamum indicum (sesame)
Lineage: Eukaryota; Viridiplantae; Streptophyta; Magnoliopsida; Lamiales; Pedaliaceae
Source: RefSeq, a predicted model, not a curated record
UACAAAUUGAUAUGAAUCUGUUGAUAGGAAAAUGGUCUUGGGAAGAAUGUUGGCAAGAAGAACCUCUCCUUAGGCAAAGGCCUUUUAUAAAAUGGGUUCUAACCUCAUUUACGUAUUAAUAUUUCCAUCUUCUAAUCUCUAGAAGAACACCAUUUGUUUGGUCCAGCCUUCUGCAUUGAUUGAUUUCAGCACAAGAAUCAGAAAACAAAAAGACAAGAAAAUGGAUUUGUUUCGUCAAGCGAAAUCAGUCAGGCUCAUAAGCCACAAGGACAGAUACCUUAUAGCUGAAGAAGACGGCGAAACGAUCUACCAAGACACCGAGCCCAUAAGCCAAAGCAGCGAAAAAUCAGCCAAGAACGCCGUAUGGAUAGUUGAAUUCGUGGAAGGGAAAGACUUCAUCCGGUUGAAAAGCUGCUUCGACACGUAUUUAACAGCCUCAAGCACACCAUUACUUCCAGGGGUUACAGGAAAAAAGGUGGUUCAAACAUCGCCAACCUAUUGCGAUCCUGCAACGGAAUGGGAACCCUUGAGGGAUGGAAUGCAAGUAAGGCUGAAAUCAUUCUGGGGCAACUUUUUGCGCCCUAACGGAGGCCUUCCCCCAUGGAGAAACUGUAUCACGCACGACAUUCCCCAUCGUUCCACAACUCGCAACAAGUUGUUGUGGGAUGUCGAGGUGGUCGAGAAACGUCCUCUGGAGGUCAAGCAACACGCUAGUAAGUUCAAUAGAACGAGAUCAAGAUCUUAUUCUGUGUCAAUGACUUCCCAGAGACAAAAUGUGGCCAAGUCUCAAGAAAUCUUUUAAACAAUAUCAUAUCGACAGAUGGAAGUUUUCUGAAUGUCGGGUGCGAUUUCUAUCCUACAACAGUAUUGCUAAACUCAUUUUAUAAGAUGGACAAGUUAAGGGAUGUUUGCUUUCCUUCAACCAAAGUACACAUCGAUGGAGGAAGCCGAUGAGAAUUUUCUCUUUGAAGCAUUUUGUAUAAGGUGCAGAUUGCUAUAUGUACCUUAAAAAGGCAUUAGAAAAUUAGAGUUGUGUUGUCAAAUUGAUGAAUUGCAUGGGUCAUGCAUGUAAUCCAAUUUGGACCAAUUCAAGAAAGUGAAAUAAUAAUGGAUGUUCUUUA